AUGGAUGUUGGAAAUGAAGAGUCUGUUAGAAUGGAACCUGGCAUUGGUAGGAGGUCUUCUCCAACCCAAUCUAAAUGGAGAAAAGUUGCUUAUGGAGGGAUGCAGCCUGGAUUUGAAGACAACCACACUGACGAGUCUUUCCUAGAAGAUAUGAUUAUGAAUGCCAGUGUUGUUAAAAGGGACUUCCUAAAGGUGAUGCUAGACUCAGUUUCCAUCUCUCAGUACGUGUGCAUUGUUGCUCUUGUGGUCCUGGCCUGGACCUACACCCUUAGAUCUACCUUCAAUGAAAACUCUCUCAUGCUUCUUGAUGUUAUCCUUCUUGGGGCAGGAUUCUUUGUUAUUCUAUUAACUGCCGAAAUGCUAUCUUUUGAUCUUCUCCUCAGUUAUAUUCUUAAAAUCUUCUUUUUUAUAACUGGUUUAUAUGUCUUGUCUCCUAUUUACCACACAUUGACCCGAUCCAUAAGCUCGGAUUCCAUCUGGGCAUUAACAGCUUCGCUUCUCGUACUCCAUCUCUUUCUGCAUGACUACUCUGGUUCCACUGUGAAAGCUCCUGGAGCUCUAGAAAAUCCAACCUUUACUAGAAACAUCUCCCUUAAUGCUUCUAUCGUGGCUUCACUUUUAAUUGCAUCUCGCCUUCCAUCAAGGCUUCAUGUUUUUGCUAUUGUGCUAUUCUCCUUGCAAGUUUUCCUAUUUGCUCCAUUGGUCAGUUAUUGUAUAAAGAAAUGCUCUUUUCGGUUGCAUCUAUGUUUUUCUUUCGGGUUAAUGGCUGCAACACUGUUUUUCGUUUAUAGGUUGCAUGCAUUACUUUUUGUGUUAUUGUCGGGUGUUUUGGUUUUUGUAAAUUUAGUGGGUCCUUAUUGGCUCAUUAGGAUUCAAGAGUACAAGUUUGAGAUCAAUGGACCCUGGGAUGAGGCUAAACUCUGUUUUAACAUAACAGAAUGA
Fraxinus pennsylvanica is the source of this 942-nucleotide messenger RNA. The record is from the annotation of a GenBank genome assembly. Lineage: Eukaryota; Viridiplantae; Streptophyta; Magnoliopsida; Lamiales; Oleaceae.